GCGGCCACUGUACCUCGGAGCUGUGUGCGCCGCGGCCGGGGCGGGCCUCGGGACUGGGGCUGGGAGCCAAGGGGCCGGGACGGGACGCGGAGAGGCUGGGCUGCGGUUCGGAGUCCCGCGCGGACAGGGGCCGGACGGCGCCGAGGGAGCGCGCGUCCCGCAGUCCCGCGCUGCGCCCGCCGGCUAUGGGGCGCGCCGCUGCCUGAGGCCGGGCCUGGCGGGCGCCCCCCAGGGGGCUGCGGUUGCGGAGCCGAGCGCGCCCCGCACCGGAGUGGCCCGCUCGCGCGCUCGGAGGGGACGGAGACGGGACUACGGCGAGGCCCGGAGGAGCCCGGAGAUGUCCCGUGUGCGCCGCCUUCUGCUCGGAUACCUGUUCCCAGCCCUCUUGUUGCAUGGGCUGGGAGAGGGCUCUGCCCUCCUUCAUCCAGACAGCAGAUCGCACCCUCGGUCCUUAGAGAAAAGCGCCUGGAGGGCUUUCAAGGAGUCCCAGUGCCAUCAUAUGCUCAAGCACCUCCACAAUGGUGCACGGAUCACAGUGCAGAUGCCCCCAACCAUCGAGGGCCACUGGGUGUCCACAGGCUGUGAAGUGAGGUCGGGUCCAGAGUUCAUCACAAGGUCUUACAGAUUCUACAACAAUAAUACCUUCAAGGCCUACCAGUUUUACUAUGGCAGCAACCGCUGUACCAACCCCACCUACACUCUCAUCAUCCGAGGCAAGAUCCGGCUUCGUCAGGCAUCCUGGAUCAUCCGUGGGGGCACUGAGGCUGACUACCAGCUUCACGGCGUCCAGGUCAUCUGUCACACAGAGGCAGUUGCUGAACAACUCAGCCGACUGGUGAACCGAACUUGCCCGGGCUUCCUGGCUCCUGGUGGUCCCUGGGUACAGGAUGUAGCCUAUGACCUGUGGCAGGAGGAGAGCAGCCACGAGUGCACCAAGGCUGUGAACUUUGCCAUGCAUGAGCUGCAGCUCAUCCGUGUGGAGAAGCAGUAUCCACACCAUAGCCUGGACCACCUGGUAGAGGAGCUCUUCCUGGGUGACAUCCACACAGACGCCACCCAGAGGGUGUUCUACCGGCCGUCCAGUUACCAGCCUCCUCUGCAGAAUGCCAAGAACCACAACCAUGCGUGCAUAGCCUGCCGCAUCAUUUACCGGUCCGAUGAACACCACCCUCCCAUCCUGCCCCCCAAGGCUGACCUGACCAUUGGCCUCCAUGGGGAAUGGGUGAGCCAGCGCUGCGAGGUACGCCCCGAGGUCCUCUUCCUCACCCGCCACUUCAUCUUCCACGACAACAACAACACCUGGGAAGGGCAUUACUACCACUACUCAGACCCCGUCUGCAAGCACCCCACAUUCACCAUCUAUGCUCGAGGCCGUUACAGCCGCGGUGUGCUCUCAUCUAGGGUCAUGGGUGGCACAGAGUUUGUGUUCAAAGUGAAUCACAUGAAGGUCACUCCCAUGGAUGCGGCCACAGCCUCUCUCCUCAAUGUCUUCAGUGGGAAUGAGUGUGGGGCUGAGGGCUCCUGGCAGGUGGGUAUCCAACAGGAUGUGACACACACCAAUGGCUGCGUGGCUCUGGGCAUCAAACUACCUCACACAGAAUAUGAGAUCUUCAAAAUGGAGCAAGACGCCCGGGGCCGCUACCUGCUGUUCAAUGGCCAGAGGCCCAGCGAUGGCUCCAGCCCAGACAGACCGGAGAAGAGAGCCACAUCCUACCAGAUGCCCUUGGUCCAGUGUGCCUCUUCCUCACCUAGAGCCGAAGACUUACUGGAAGACAGUCAAGCUCAUCUGUAUGGCCGGGCAGCAGGGAGGACAGCUGGGCCCCUGCUGCUUCCUGCCUUUGUCAGCCUUUGGACUCUACCACAUUGGCGCAUCCUCAGAUAGAAGACAUUUUCUAAACCAAGACUCUUUACCAUGUAUGACUUUUCUUCACACAGAGAAAGGACAUUGAUUCUUUUGAUGCACUUGAAUACCUUGAGAUCUGCCAUUGCCUCGCCUCUCUCCCCUCUCCCAGCCUCUGAGUCAUGAGCAGUGUGUUUGAGGUUUCAGCUUUGAAUUUCUUCCUGCCCAAUCUGUGGCCUGGGAACUUCAUAGCAGUGGUUGCACUUUAAGUCUGCAGAGAGCUGGAGCUAGAGUGCUUAGGGGUGCCCACGGGGGGUGGCAGCUGCCUUCUUCUCUCUGUCCGCCGGCUCCGUCUGUAUUUCUGAGCUGAGCUUAAAACAUACAAAUGACAAGCUGCAGCCUUUCUCUGCCAUGGCUUCUCUUUAUCUCUCCAAAUCCCUUCCACACUCCAGGUUUUCUACACUGGAACCCAGUGCAGAGUUGGCUCGGGACCACCAUCCAGACCCCGUGUUGACUACAGGAAAGAUGGGGGUGUCGUUGUGUACAUAAGAGAAGAUGGCAAGCUUCAGCUAAGUCUUUGUCCCAGCCUUAAUGCCAGUCAACACUUUCAGACAUGUUGAGUAGAGAGGUGUCCGUAAAGCUUCAAAGUAACUUAACGUCCAUUGACUAGCACUGGUUUUUACUUCUUGAGAAGAGAUGUGUGCCAUAUACUUGCUUUGGUGGCUACAGAAUACAGCCUGCGGUUUAACCCUCAGAGGAGACCGGUCCAGUUGGGAAAUUCAGAGCAGCUCCUGUUGCAGACAGCCAGAAGCAGCAGUGGAGGGGGAGAUUCCUUGUGCUAAGUGCCACACAAGUGACAAGGAGAUCUAUGAUGUUUUCUCCAAGUGAACCAACGCCCUGCGUCAUUGGCUCACACUGUGGUUAGGGUGGGCACAUCCACUCUGCCAUCUUUGACACACAGAAACUGAACAUCAGUGCUCCAGUAACUUACCGAUGAGAAGAGAUUGGGGUGGGACUCAUCCGCAGAUGAGCUACUCUGCUAGGGGCCGUCCCUGGGCUCCAUGGAGUCUAUGAGGAGUCACCCUGUUACUAGAAUUACUGGCUUGACUCAGCUUCCUCUCUGCAUUUCCUUGGCUCUGCCCCAGCUGAGAGGUCCAGAGCCAUCUCAUUCAGGGUUCGCUGCUUCACAGACAUUAGAAGGGAGGAGGGAAUGAUAGCCUCCCAUUCCUUUGUAUUAUUGCAACUGGUGCUAUAAACACCAAGUGCUGUUGCUCACAGAGACCCAUGCAGGCAAGUGGGAGAGAAACAGAAAACCCAGAUGGAACUGAAAGCAGACAUGGAGACCAGGACCCAGGAGAAGAGUCAGUUGUGUAUUUAAGAAUUCACUUUAUGAAGCAGUAGCAUUCAGUGUGGUGUUAAAUUAUAAUGAAGGCAUGGAGUACCAGAGUGCUUUAUAUUUAGAUUAUAUUUUAAGUCAUGGUGCAUACUUGAGGGGGUUUAUUAAAAAAUGAAAGUACUAACUUAAUGUCUACUAAGUUUAAUAAACAAAGAAUUUGGAAGUAA
This is a messenger RNA of Mastomys coucha (southern multimammate mouse), 3403 nucleotides long. RefSeq names its product APC down-regulated 1 (gene Apcdd1). Gene Ontology annotation, cellular component: plasma membrane. Gene Ontology annotation, biological process: negative regulation of Wnt signaling pathway. The record is from RefSeq and is a predicted model, not a curated record. Gene Ontology annotation, molecular function: Wnt-protein binding. The transcript is spliced from 5 exons. The coding region runs from base 338 to 1882 and encodes 514 amino acids. Lineage: Eukaryota; Metazoa; Chordata; Mammalia; Rodentia; Muridae.